AUGGCUUUCAAAAUGGAAGCCAGCCAACUCAAAAUCGCUGAAAAACUGGUGAUUUUGAAUGAUAGAGCAGCUGGAAUGCUAACAAGAAUAUACAACAUCAAAAAAUCCAGUGGUGAUUCCAAAGUCAAACCGCAAUUUUUAAACGACAAAAAGAUGGAGGGAGCUAUUAAACAUAUUGUUCGAAAAUUUCCAGUCGUAGAUUGCAGAUCAAAUACAGUAAGUUAUUAUUUUUUGCGGUUUUUCGGCCGGAAAAAAAUAAAAAAAAUCAUUUUUAAUCUUCCAGUCAACAUUCGAACAUGUUGCAACAAUGCAAAGCGAUAUUAUCAAAUCACUAUCUCUUUAUUAUUAUACAUUCGCAGAUUUAUUAGAUCUCAAAGAUCAUAUAAUGCAUCUUCUAACAACUAUGGAAACUUGCCAAUGUCAAUUGGAUAUUGUAAGAUUUUUAUUUUAAAAAACAUGAUUAUUUUCAUUAAAAAAAUAUUUUAGUCACUAAACUACGAUCUAACAACGGGAUAUUUGAAUCUGGUCGUAAAUCUCAUCACAAUGAUGAUCUUACUAUCCCGAAUCGAAGAUCGAAAAGCAGUUCUAGGACUGUUCAACGCCGCCUACGAUUUUCAACACGGACAAAGUGAAGCGUCAUUUCCUCGACUUGGGCAAAUGAUUCUAGACUACGAACAUCCGCUCAAGAAACUUCAUGAAGAUCUUGUUCCGCUGAAUCGGAUGAUUUUCUCAGCGUUGACGAGUUUAUCCAAUGUUUAUGUGCGACGAAAUAUGACGGCUGAUAAAUGGCGAAAAUCUCAGGUAUUCUCAUUGACGGCUUCACCUCAACAAAUUCUAUAUGCCGCUCAAACGGACACGAUUGCUUGUGAAUAUUUGUCAUUGGAUGUUAUGGAUCGAUGGAUUGUUUGUGAGUUAGCACAACUUUUAGAAGGAAAACAAAUAGAUGUUUGAUGAAAUAUAGUAGUUUUCUACCCGAUGAUCACUAUUCCGAUGGCUGAAAUUGCAGUUGGCAAAAUUCUAUGAGACUCUAGAAGCUGAAACCUGGCUUCAAAGAUGAUUUUUUUGCAAAUUUGAUAGCAUAGAAUUGUUCAGGAGGCGAGAUAACAUAAAUAAAAUUCAUGUUUUCAUUAUUUGGUUGAUUUUGAAAAAUUUAUUUUUGGUCGGAACUUGGACCAUCUGAACUUAUGUUUUAGAUACUUAAGGUUUAUUGAAAAUCCAGAAGAUCCAGAAGAUUCCAGAAAAUUUUCAAUAAACCUUAUCUAAAACAUAAAUUUUUAAGUUCUUCACCAAAAAAUAAUUUUUCAAAAUCAAUCAAAUAAUGAAAACAUGAAUUUUACUUAUGUUAUCUUGCCUCCUGAACAAUUCUAUGCUAUCAAAUUUGCAAAAAGUCAUCUUUGAAGCUAGUUUUCAGCUCCUAGAGUCUCAUAGAAUUUUGCCAAGUUGAGCUCUGAAGGGAAAAAAUCUAAAGGGAACGUUAAAACACUUCCCUUGUGAGCCUAUGAAAGUUACAGAGCUCCAAAGUUCGGAAAAUCUUCAGAUUUGAGGCCAAAUCUGGAAAUUUUCCGAACUUUGGAGCCCUGUAACUUAGCUUGUAAAAAUAAAAAUCCGUGCGUCGCAAUCGGGAAAAAAUCAAUAAUCUCGACCGCGACGCGCAGCCGCGACGCGACUCACGAAAUAUAAUUCUCUAUUUCAGUCUGCGGAACAGUGUGCUAUAAUUCAUUGCUAAAUGACAUGAAUAUUUUUCGAAUGUGGCAACUUGCACUUCAAAUGGGAAUUUGUUUGCGAUUAUUCCGGGAUGAAGUAUUUGUGACACAUACUGAGAUUCAACAAUUUUUGGAGUCCACAAAAGGAAAUAAUAAAAAGAUUCAGGAGGUUAAAGAUUGUUAUUCAGUGGCUCUACAGCAAGCGUAAGUUAUUUAUUUUCUUUAGGUCCAAAACGAGCAUUUUUCUGUGAGCAUUUUUCUGGUUGAAAUCGAGUUUUUUGAGAUGGAUAAUGUUGUUCAGCACAUUCGAAAACCUUGAAAAACUUUCAGAAAAGAUGAAACGGAAGCUAAAAAUCGUACCACGCAGCGCAGACCGCGUCACAACACAGAUUCAAAUUCCCUCCCUUUUUUGUGUGUGUUGUAACGCGGCGCGGUUUGCGUUGCGUGUUUAUUUCGGUGGAGCGCGUGGUACGAUUUUUAGCUAAAGUUUUUCAAGGUUUUCGAAUGUGCUGAACAACAUUAUCCAUCUCAAAAAAGUUGAUUUUUCACCCAGGAACUCGAUUUCAACUAGAAAAAUGAUCACAGGGCAAUUUUUGACUUUGGAAUCGUGAUCAGCAAGGUCGAUUUGGUAUAUAAUUUGGUAUAUAGAAAAUAGCCCCUCAUUUGUCAGACGAGAGACGACGAGAGUCUAAUGACGUCAUCUGAGUUAGAGAAAGAUAUAUUUUUAUGAAAAUAUGUGUGUCCCUUUGAAAAAAUACCGUAUUUUGUUUCAAGGAACACAUGUUUUAUUGAAAAUAUCUCGAAGCGAAAUUCAUUUUCGGGAUAUUUUUGUAAAUUACUCUCGUCGUCUCGCGUCUGACUCAACGGGUCGUGUCAUAAAAAUAGACUUUUUUUGCAGCAUUCCAAUCCACGCUGACCGUCGUAGAUUCCUCCGUGGUUCCCUCCGCGAACUAACCCUCCUCAUCCGCGAUCAACCCGGCCUCCUGGGCCCAAAAGUGCUUUUCGUUUGGAUGGCCCUUUGCGCGGCCCGCGACGAGGUUCUUUGGCUUCUUCGACAUCAGGCCGAAUGGCCGGUUUCGACGAAGAAAGGGAAUAAAAUGGUGGAUGAAUUGGUGGAUCGACAAUUGCCUGAAUUAAUACAUUAUAUGUUGGAGUUGAGAGAUUUGGUGAAUAAACAUCAAAGUGUUAUUCAGAGAUAUUAUUUGCAGGUGAGCAGAUUUUUCAUGCUCAAAAUUCGGAGCUGAAGACUAGAAAAAUUUUUUCUAGUCCUGAAAAUUUCGAAAAUUUGAAUUUUAAAAUGGCUUUUUUUGCUGAAAAUCAUGAAAAUACUGAAAUUUGAAGCCUAAAACCUUAAUUGUUUGAAAUUUCAGGAUUUUUAGCUGAAAAUUUGCGAAAAUUUGAAUUUCAGAAUGGUUUUUGUGCUGAAAAUCAUGAAAACACUGAAUUUCUGUGAUUUUAUCAGUUUUAGCACAAAAAUCAGUAUAAAACUCAAGUUUUCGAAAUUUUCCAGUUAAAAAUACUGAAAUUUCAAGUGCAAAAAGCUUUUGGGCUGAAAAUUCGUGCUAAAAUUGAAGUUUUCCAAAAAUCUAGAUUUUAGACAAAUUCAGCGCAAAAUUUUUGAAUUUUUUCAAAAAUCUAGCUUUCAGAGCAAAAUAAUUUUUAUUUUUUUUCAUCAAAAUUACAAUUUCAGCCCAAAAUUUUUGAAUUUUUUUCAAAAAUUAUAAUUUUAGACAAUUUCAGCUCAAAAUUUUUGAAAUUUUUCAGGCCUAGACCUAUCCUGGCUCAAAAAUGUUGAUUUUUCGAGCCUAGGCUUAAAAAUCCCAAUUUUUGCAAUUCCAGGCUCAAAAACCUCCAAAUUUUUAUCAUUUUGAGCUCAAAAUGCUCCAAAUUUUGAAUCAAAAUUUUUCGGAGUUCUUCCAAAAAUUACAAUUUCAGCCCAAAAUUUCUAGAUUUUUUUAAAAACCCCGUUUUUUCAGUAUGUCUCAAGUUACGAUUCAAUUGUUGCCACAGAAAUGGUCACCAAUGUAAACGGCCUUCAAGAAGAAGAAGCCGUUUUGCUCUCAGAUUUCGCGCAUUCCAUCGGAAACAUCAAUUCAGACACAGAUCUACGAGCUUUACGAUUAGAUUGGUUCCGUUUUCAAGCAUGGACUUCUGUAGCGAAAAGCACAUUUUCACUCAGACAACACACACAAUUUGCGGUUAUGAUGAAUACAGCAGUUUUUCAUUUGAAAAUGAUUGAUUUGCAAGAUGAGAUGUUAAGAGAGACUAGUGAUUUAUCGAUUUAUUGUUUCUAUCAAAAACUUGCGGAAAAACAUUGGAUUGGAUGUUUGCAAUUACCUGCGCAAUGUCGAUUUGCACUAUGUUUUGCUAGAAUUUCUGCGCAUUACCCGAGUGCUCUUCAUGAUAUGUGUCCAGAGGAGAAGACUUUUAUCACGGAUAAAGCACUGGCUCAAUGUAAUUCGGUGAUUGAGGAGACUUGCCGGCAGACUUGUAAUAUUGUUCAAGGCCUCGCGGAAUAUGAAUUGAGAUUGGCGGAACAAAUGACACCGAGUGCCACGGCGGUCAGAGUUGUUGCGCAGGUUUUGGAGAAGGCGAAUAGGAAGGUGGCGGCGGCGGCGACCGCGGCGGCAAAGAAUUCGAUUGUUGCCGGGGGAGGAGAGUCAUCGGGUUGAUAGGCAGGCGUUGACUUAUCCGGAUAAACUUCAGACUACGUUUUGUGAGUUUUUUUUUUGGGGGGAGGGGGGUUUUGGGAGCGGGAAGAUGUGAAAACUGAAAAUUUCCCGGCCAAAAAACAACACGAAAAAGGUUUUUUUUUUCAAUUUUCGAAUUUUAGAGUCAUUGCGUGGCUCCAAAAUCGGGAUUCUAAAAUUUUUGCGCCAAAAAUAUUAAAUUUGAAUUUUUUUUUCGAAAAAUUUUGACGUUUGAGCUCAAAAUGCUUCAAAUUUUCAAGCCUAGGCCUACUUUUUGUGAGUUUUUUUGGGCGAAAAACUGAAAAUUUCCUUCCCGAAGCCCUUUUUCUGACGAAAUUUUAAAGGAACAUACCGUAUACUACCUGCUUUUUUUUUGGGAAAUUUCAGAGGUUUUCUAGAAUUUGAAAUCUGAAAAAAAACAGGAAAUUUUCAAAUUUUAAUCAAAAUUGGCUGCUAUGCACUUAGAAAAUCAGUUUUUCACCUUCUUUUUUGCAUAACCUGAAUUUUGAGGCUUCAAAAAUGCAGAAAAUUAGGAUUGCCAGAUUAAAGGAACAUACCGUAUACCAUCUGCGUAUCUAACAUUUUUUUGUCCAAUUUCUUCUCGAGUUAGAUACGCAGCUGGUAUACGGUAUGUUCCUUUAAUCUGGCAUUCGCUGUUUUUUUUCCCGAAUUUUAGAGAACCUCUAAUGGAUUUUCCAAAAAUUUAGUAGAAUUUAAAAAUUCUAUUUUUUUCAUCUGGAAAAUCAUGAAAAAGGUUAUUUCUAUUUUAAACGCAAAAAAUUUCAAAAAUUUCAGCAAAUCUCUCUAAAGUUUCCCAAAAAAUUGAGAAAAACUUGGAACUUUGAUUUAUCUCUCAAGUUGCGGCUUCGAAAGGUCUAGGAUCAGCUACGAGAGAGCAUGAUUGUCUAGGGGCCGCGCCUAGAGAUUCGCUUUGGAAAGGAGCGGCGCCUAGAAGUCCUAGUUCUCAAGUAGCCGCUCCUAAAGAACCUACUUGUCUAGGAGCCGAGACUAGAGAGCCUAGUUCUCAAGUAGCCGCUCCUAGAGAACCUACUUGUCUAGGAGCCGCUCCUACAGAACCUGCUUGUCUAGGAGCCGAGCCCUAAGAGCCUCUAUGUCAAGGCUCAGCGCCUAGAGAGCCUAGUCUCCAGGAUACCUCAACAAUUUCAUCAAUAUUUCAGUGGAACUUUGCGCGGGUCUCGGAAUGCAUCGUCAAAUCCACGUGGCAGAUCACACGUUUGCACCCCGUGCCUAUUUGACACAAUCACUCGAAGCCAAAUUCGUCGAACUCCUCCACACAAUGAUGUGGGAAGAUCAGCCGAAUGUCAGUAAUCCGAGAAGACCAAGUGAUAUGUUAUUAGCUCUCCAGGCUUAUAUGACGGUUUAUCAGAAUUUGGAUACUGCAAGUGAGGAUUUAGGGGAUUUUUUGGGGAAAAAAUCGAUGAAAAAUUCAAAAAAGUAUAUUUUUUCCUGUUUUUUUGACACAAAAAUGAUUAGAAAAAAGUUAGAAACUGAAUUUGCGGCUCAAAAUUAAAAAAUUUCCUGGAAACGCGCGAUUUUUUGAGCUUAAAAAUCAUCAAAAAAUGAUGGAUUUUGAGCGAAAAUUGACUAGAAAUGGCAAAUGCGCUCUAUUGAACUAUCCCCGUUUUUAUGAAAAAUUCAAAUUUUUAUUUUUUUUCUCCUAUUAAUUUUGAGCCGCAAGUUCAGUUUCUAACGGAAAAUUGCAGAAUAUUGUUAGAAAAUCGUUAAUUUUCAGCUUUUCCGAUGAAAUUACGCUGAAAAUAUGAUUUUUGCUUUGAAAUUCGCGAUUUUUCAAGCUAAAAAGCAUAAAAAAUGAUGGAUUUUGAGCCGAAAAUGGCAAAUGCGCUCUAUUGAACUAUCCCCGUUUUUAUGAAAAAUUCAAAAAAAAAAUUUUUUUUUGCUGAUGGAUUUUGAGCCGCAAAUUCAGUUUCUAACUGAAAAUUGCAGAAUUUUGUUAGAAAAUCGAUCAAAAUAGUGAAUUUUCAGCUUUUCCGAUGAAAUUAGGCUGAAAAUAUGAUGUUUCAAGCUAAAAAUCAUCGAAAAUGAUGGAUUUUGAGCCAAAAAUGGCAAAUGCGCUCUACUGAACUAUCCCCGUUUUUAUGAAAAAUUUAAAUUUUCUUUUUUUUUCCUGAUGAAUUUUGAGCCGCAAAUUCAGUUUCUAACGGAAAAUUGCAGAAUUUUGUUAGAAAAUCGUUAAUUUUCAGCUUUUCCGGUGAAAUUAGGCUGAAAAUGUGAUUUUUUAUUUGAAAUCGAGAUUUUUUGAGCUAAAAAUCAUCAAAAAUGAUGGAUUUUGAGCCGAAAAUGGCAAAUGCGCUCUAUUGAACUAUCCCCGUUUUUUAUGAAAAAUUUAAAUUUUCUUUUUUUUUCCUGAUUAAUUUUUAGCCGCAAAUUCAGUUUCUUAUUGAAAAUUGCAGAAUUUUGUUGGGAAAUCCAUAAAAAAUAUUGUUUUUUGACAUCUGAAUUAAAAAAAAAAUUUUUUUGACUUGAAUGAUUGUUUAUUCAAAAAAAAAAUGUAAAAAAAUUUUUUUGACAAAAAAAAUAUUUUUUUUCCUAAUUUUUUGACAUCUGAAUUGAAAUUUUAUGAUUCUUUAAUAAAAAAAAAAAAAAAACAUUUUUUGACAAAAAAAAUCAAAAAUCAAAAAAAAUUCCAGUAACUUUGGAUAUUUCCCAAAUAAUGCAAAGUGUUUUGCUCCAACAAACACAAUCGGUCGACUCGCGGAACAAAGAUACGAUAACUUCGCUUUAUACAAAAUGGUACUUGGAAGUGUUGCUCAGAAGAGCCUCUUCUGGACACAUGGUUUGGAGUGAGCAUUUGAGGACGAUGUUAACAGCCGGACACGACAAUCUACCAUUUUUACCCGAACAUUAUAGUGAUCCGCUGGAACUUCGUGCACUUGUUCAAAUAAUUGGGCCGUAUGGCAUCAAAUUCAUGUCGGAGCGGUUGAUUUGGCACGUGGCCAGCCAGAUAAAUGAGAUGACGAAGAUUGUGGCGAGCUAUAAGGAGGUUCUACAUGUUGCCAGGUCGAAUUUUGAUAAUGCUGAGAAAAAUGCGGGAAGUUUUGAAUUUGCUGAGCGCGGAGCCGAAGAAAGGGAGCAUCAACAUCGACGACUUGCGCCGCUGAUGCGAUUCUGCAGCGGACAAUUAUUGUGGGGCAGAUUUGCGCGUUCCGCGACGCGCUUCACACUGCGUUGCGGCAAGUUGUGGAGGCGAGAUUGCCGUUUUUGCGCAACUCGUUUGAUUUGUUGUAUGAGCAUUUGGAUGAGAUGGGAAAAGUUGUGGGUUUUUUUGGGGCUUGAAAUUUGGGAAAAUUUGGAAAUUUAGACCGAUUUUUUAAAAAUUUUAAUGUAAUUUUUAGGGUUGGAAAAAAAUACACGAAUACACGCGCUCGAUACACGGUACACGAAUACACGCAGUACACGAAUACACGGAUACACGAAUACACGGAUACACGAAUACAUGAAUACACGAAUACACGCUUUUUUCUGAAUUGCUUGAGAAGAGAAGAAAACCGUGUAUUCGUGUACAGUGUAUUCGUGUAUUGCGUGUAUUCGUGUAUCCGUGUAUUCGUGUAUCGCGUGUAUUCGUGUACCGUGUAUUCGUGUAUUUGGCUGCGCGUGUAUCCGUGUACGCAAAUACACUGUUUUUCCAACCCUAGUAAUUUUCAAUAAAUUUGGCCCCGGAAAGCUCAAAAUUUGAAAUUUGGUCCCAAAAAUCCGAAGUUUUUAAAUUCAAAUAAAAUUUUUUUUUCCAAAAAAUCCGAAAUUUUUAAAUUUUUAAAUUUUGCGCCAAAAAACCACGUGGCAGAAUUUAAAUUGAAAAAAAGUUUCCGAAUUUUUUUUAGAAUUUCAAAAAUAUUCCGAAAAAUGUUUUCUGGUUUAAAAUUUCCGGAAAUUUCCCCAAAAAUGUUUGAAGAUAAUUUUUCACAAAAAAUUAUCGAUUUUUUAUCCGGAAAAAUUUUAUUGAAUUUUGGAUCUUGAAAAAGCCACCUGGCAAAAAUUUGACUUGAAAUUCGUGAAAAUCUGAAAAUUUAGAGCCUAGGACCGAUUUUUUUAAAAUUUUAUGUAAUUUUCAGAAAAUUUGGCCCAGGAAAGCUCAAAAAUUUUGAAAUUGUGAAAAAAAAACCGAAUUUUUUAAAAGAAUUUCUAUAAUAUUCUGAAUUUUUGAAGAUUUUCCUAAAAAUGCUUGAAAUCUUGAGAUUUUAGCCUUGAAUUUUCAAAAAUAAUUAUCGAUUUUUUUUUAGAAAAAAGCCACGUGGCGUUUUUUGGCUUGAAAUUCAUGAAAAUCUGAAAAUUUAGAGCCUAGGACUGAUUUUUUAAAAUUUUAAUACAAUUUUCAGAAAAUUUGGCUCCGGAAAGCCCAAAAUUUGAAAUUUGGUGCCAAAAAUCCGAAAUUUUUAAAUUUCGCGCCAAAAAAAACCACGUGGCAGAAUUAGAAUUGGAAAAAAAACUUUCCGAAUUUUUUUUUUAGAAUUUCUAAAAUUUUCUGAACAUUUUUAGGGCUGAAAUUUGAAUAUUUUAGGAUUUCUAAAAAUUUUCGGUGUUUUUUUAGAAAAUCCGAAAAAAUCUUGAAAUUUCUAGAUUUUGAGGAUUUUCUGAGCAUAUUUUCCAAAAAUUCUGAAAAUUUUUAAAUUUCAAAAAUAUUCCAAAGAAAUGUUUUCUGGCUCAAAAAAUCGGGAAUUUUCGCAAUUUUCCAUUGAAAUUUCUUCAAUAUUUCAAUUUUUUCAGAAAAUCGGCGAACUUUCUGCUGCAAUGGGUGUUCAAGGACCAGUUGAUAUGGCUCUUGUCAACGCUGUCCGAGCUCAAAAUCCAAAAAUUCACCCCGAAGAUCAUUAUGUAUCGAGUUGUUUGUUGUUGGUGGCGAUUGGUGAGUACGGUAGAACCUGCACAUCUAACUCUUGGACGAGUUAGAUAUGCAGGUGAUACGGUAUGUUCCUUUAAUACAAUUUUUCUUUCAGCGAUUUGUGUUCCUCGAAUUGGAAUGUCUGAUUUAUCGUCGUAUAAACCGAGUAUUCAAGGUGAGGAUUUUUUUUUGUUCAAGCUACAGUAAUCCUGGGUUACUGUAGAAUUUUUGGGGACAAAAAAAUGAAGGUUACUGUAGUUUUUUUGGAGGGGCAAAAAUAAAUCAAAAUACACUGAUUUCCUCCUGGAAAAUCAGAUUUUUACACAAUUUUUUCGAAAAAAAAUUUAAAGGAACAUACCGUAACUUUUAAGGGAUCAGUUUAUUCGAAAUUUAUGAUAUUUCUAAUGCAGCGUCCAAAAAUGCAGAAAAUUAGGAUUGCUAGAUUAAAGGAACAUACCGUAUACCACAUGCGUAUCUAACUGAACAUUUUUGAUAAGCUGAAUAAUGAGGGGAAGGUUAGAGACGCAGACAAUUAGAGAUGACGAGAAGCUCGAUACCAUCAAAAAGUUAGAGACGCAGAGAAACUAGAUGGUUAGAGAGCAUGAGCAAUUCCUAUAAACUAAAAAUUGAAUUUUCUAAAAAAAAAUUCAAAAACUAUAUUUUUUUUUUUACUAUUUUUUCCGACUUGAUCCGAUUUUUUGAGCUAAAAAUCAUCAAAAAAUGAUGGAUUUCGAGCGAAAAUUGACUAAAAAAUGGCAAAUGCGCUCUAUUGAACUAUCCCCGUUUUUAUGAAAAAUUCAAAUUUUCUUUUUUUUUUUCCUUAUGAAUUUUGAGCCGGAAAAUUGCAGAAUUUUGUUAGAAAAUCUAUAAAAAAAUAUAGUUUUUUGACAUCUUAAUCGAUUUUUCAAAACUUUUGGAGCGAAAAUUAAAAAUUCAAAUUUUUUUGCAGCCAGUUUGAAUAAUUGUCAUUGUGUUCCGCUGGCAAUUAACACAAUUGCAAGCUCGCUUUUCCAUUUGCAUGAAAGAAAUGAUAUUCAGAUGAGAAUGAAGGAGUUUUUGGCGGUGAGUUGAAGAUUUUUUGAAAAAUUUAAAAAUUAAAAUUCACAUUUUUUCAGCUGGCGUCGUCUGGAAUUUUGAGAACAAUUCAUGAAAGAGAUGGUGGACGAAUUGCACCGGAAGAUGCGCUGAAAUCCCACACAACACUGUAUAUUAUUUUGGAACAGGUAGACGAUUUUUGGGGGUAGACAAGCCUGGGAGGCUUCUGAAGGCUUCUCGGGGCUUCUUAGGGUUUCUAAAGGCUUCUGAGAGAUUCUGAGAGAUUCUGAAGGCUUCUGAAGGCUUCUAGAGGCUUUUAAAGGCUUCUGAAAGAUUCUGAAGGCUUCUGGGGGAUUCUGAGGGCUUCUAGAAUUUAAAUUUCAGAGAAAAUUCGAAGAUUUUCCUGACUUUGAAGAUUUUGAAGAUAUUAAUAUUAAAAAUGAUUUUUAGAAUCUUAAGGAAUAUUUUUUUGCCUAGAAACUCUUCAAAAAGUACUGUAGAAAAUGGUGCAAAAAUUUUGGAUCAAUCAGAUUUUUGUGAAAAUAUUGUUUUUAGACUGAAAUUUUGUGCUGAAAAUCGUGGAAAUGCUUAAAUUUGCUGAAUUUCAAGUUUUUCAUGAUUUUCAGCACAAAAUUUCAGCCUAGAAACUCUUCAAAAGUAGAAAAUUAUGCCAAAAUUUUGAAUCAACCAGAUUUCUGUGAAAUUAUUGUUUCUAGACUGAAAUUUUGUGCUAAAAAUCGUGGAAAUCUAGAGAAAAGUCAAUAAUUUUUGCAGAUGGUCCGAAAAAAUCGUUGGCUCUCAAUGGAUGUUCUCGAAGCCUGUUUCCCAUACAAUCUUGUUCGAACAGCAUAUCAACAAACCUACGAAGCAGAUGCUCAACCAUAA
Caenorhabditis angaria is the source of this 11171-nucleotide messenger RNA. NCBI's taxonomy places the organism in Eukaryota, Metazoa, Nematoda, Chromadorea, Rhabditida, Rhabditidae. The record is from the annotation of a GenBank genome assembly.